Syngnathoides biaculeatus (alligator pipefish) is the source of this 689-nucleotide messenger RNA. RefSeq names its product EF-hand calcium binding domain 2 (gene drc8). The record is from RefSeq and is a predicted model, not a curated record. The coding region runs from base 148 to 567 and encodes 139 amino acids. The transcript is spliced from 7 exons. Lineage: Eukaryota; Metazoa; Chordata; Actinopteri; Syngnathiformes; Syngnathidae. Gene Ontology annotation, molecular function: calcium ion binding.
UAUUGAUUAGUUUCGCUUGGUUAAUUAUUAUUUUCAUUAUUUUAUUCUUGCUGUUGUUAAUUAUUUCAGUAGCGGCAUUUUCGUUGCGUUUUCCAACAAAGCACGCGCCUUAUUUUUGGUUGCCUGGCAACCGUUACAACAAACAACAUGGCGGACAACGCGCAAAGUGCAGAGGUGGAAAAAAAGAUUCGAGCAGCUUUCGAAGCCUUUGACUACCAAUCGAACAGCACAGUCGAUGUCCGUGAGAUUGGCACCAUCAUUUAUUCUCUGGGCCGCUUCCCCAGUCAGGCAGACCUGCACAACUUCAUAGCUGAGGUGGAAGAGGACCAGACCGGAUGCAUCCACCUGGACCGCUUCCUUCCCGCAAUGACAAGAAUUCUGAUGGAACACAAGUUCCCUCCCAUCUCCGAGGACGUGCUGCUGCAAGCCUUCGAGGUUCUUGACAACGAAAAGAAAGGCUUCUUGGACCCAGAUGUUCUGUCGCAGUACAUGAUGGAUGAAGUUUUUUUGCACGUGUGUCAACGACAGGUGAGGCCUUCACUCAGGAGGAGAUGGACGAGAUGCUGACGGCCCUCAUGGACCACGAAACCAAUCUCAUUUACAGCAAAGACUUACUCAACCAUCUCAUCCUGGACCCUGAAGUGUAGACCACCCCACAGUGGGCGUGAUUUGUAAUAAAUGUACAUUAC